AUGAAUAAAAAUAAAGAAUCUGGAAAAUAAGCUUAAAAUAAUAAACAAAAUGAUUCUAAUUUGAAUAAAAAUAAAGAAUUAUAAAAACUUGUUUAAAAUAAUAAGCAUUUUGAAUUUUUAUCAAGUGGAAAAAUUAAAUGUAUUUUAACACAUCAUGAAAUCUUACCAACUUUAUAAGAAUUUAAUAAUUAUUUAAAUGGUAGAAGCUAUAAAAAUGCAUUAGAAAAUGAUAUUGAUUUUACUUAAUUUGAACCAUAUAUUGUCUAGCAUAAAACUGAUAAGUAAAAUUAAUUAAUUAAAAUUUAGAAAUAAAUUAUAUUGUAAUUUGACAAGAUAAAAUAUUAGUAAAAAGAAAUCUGUUGUUCUUAAACAUGUUAAUGGAAAGAGAUACAAAUAUUAUUUAUCUAGUAAUAAUAUUAAUUAUACUUAGAAUAUUUAGAAGAAUAAGCCAAAGAAGAACAAGAAAAUUAACCGGAAAAUUAAGAAGAAGAUGAAAUAUUAAAUGAAUUAGAAGAAUUAAAUAAUUUAUUAAAUGAUGAAGUUGAAGAAGAAUAAACAGAUAAAUAAAAAAAUGGUAUUUUAAAAGGAGGAAAGAAAAUAAAUAAAAAGAAAGUUAAACCAUAAUAAGAAUAAUAAAUAGAAAUUGAAUAAACAAUUUAAACUAAAUAAAAAAAAUAAUAAUAAUAAUAAGAUGGAAAAUAAAUUAAAAAAUUAAAAAAUAAAUAAUAAAAAGCAUAAGUGGAAUGA
Messenger RNA from Paramecium primaurelia, 747 nucleotides. Lineage: Eukaryota; Ciliophora; Oligohymenophorea; Peniculida; Parameciidae. The record is from the annotation of a GenBank genome assembly.